ACCAUAUUUCUUUUUGCCAGGUGAUGAGAAAAAAAAAGGAGAUAAGGUCUGCAAUUUAUUUGGGUUCCUGUGCUUGAAUAGACAAAACAGGUUACUGUAAAAUGGUCCCAAUUCUCAUUUUUAACCUGGUUGUUGUUGUGUUCGCAAAUCUUCGGCCAGUCAAAGCGCAUGAGUGGCACUUGGAUGGUGACGGUGAUUGCAAUCCAGGCUACCGGCUCAUGACAGACGGUAAAGCUUGUAUGGAUGUUGAUGAAUGCGCGGACACGCCUGGAAUCUGUUCUCAAUACUGCGUUAAUACUCCUGGCUCUUACUACUACAAAUGUAACGAGACUUAUUAUGAACGUGAAGCGGAUAAACGCACUUGCAAGAGAAAAGAUUCAAUUACGCCCUGGUUGAUUUUCACCGACCAACACUUCGGCUGUAACAUGUCGAUCGAUGCUAAACAGUACGCCUUCGUUCAACAAGACUUGCGCAACGUAGUCGCCAUUGAUUUCGACUUUCGCGAAGAUCGACUUUAUUUUGCCGAUGUCAAUGCUAAGACGAUCUACCGUACCUUUGUCAACGGAACAAGCACCAAAGAAACAGUCAUCAAACAAAAUGUUAGAGAAUUGGAAGGUUUGGCUGUCGAUUGGGUCGGUCGUAAACUUUACUGGCUGGAUAGGGAAAUGAAACACCUCGAAGUAUCUGAACUGGAUGGCACACGCCAAAAAACACUGAAGACUGAUGACAUUAAGAAUCCGAGGGCUAUUGCUGUGCAUCCAGGAGUUGGAUACCUGUUUUUCACGACGUGGCACAUGCAAGCUUACAUUGGACGGCUGGGCAUGGACGGAAACAAUUUCACUCGCAUAGUCACCUAUGAGCAACGACUUGCAUGGCCAAAUGCUCUUACGAUCGACUACAUAACAGACAAGCUUUUUUGGGCAGAUGCUCGUUUUCAUUAUAUUGCUUAUUCCGACUUGGAUGGCCGUAAUCGGCGAUACGUUGUCCAAAAUGCGCUGAAAGUUCCGCACAUCUUUGCCAUCGCCGUUUUCGAUGAUUUCGUUUUCUGGACUGAUUGGAGCUUGAAGGCUGUCUGCCGAGCUAAUAAAUGGACGGGAAAGAAUUACGUGGUGUUACGUAACGCAACACAAAAAUUCUACGGUCUUAACGUUUACCAUCCACUCAGGCAAGCAUCUUACCUCAACCCCUUGUGGAACAAAUAAUGGAGGUUGUUCCGAUUUGUGUCUUUUGUCACCAUCCAAAAAUGGAACUGCUGGUUUUAAAUGCCUCUGUCCUAACCAAUUCAUUUUGGCUCCGGACGGAAAGACUUGUAUCGCUAAUUGCACUGCAGGCUUUGAUGAAUUGUCGGAACAAUGUCCGAAAUGUAACGAAACUUUCGAAUUCCAGUGCAAAAACAAACGUUGCAUUUCGCGCAGCUGGACCUGUGAUUUUGAAAACGAUUGCACCGACGGCGAUGACGAAGACUAUGAACUUUGCCGCCACCAGUACCGUGAAUGUUCCGCCUCAGGAUUCCGCUGCGCUUCGGAUGGAAAAUGUGUUCCGGGCUAUUACCGUUGCGAUCACGACAGCGACUGUGAUGAUGGAUCGGAUGAGAUCAGAUGUGAGGGUUUUGCGUGCUUAAACGGAACGUUUUAGUGCAAGAGUGGUCAUUGCAUCUCGCAACAAUUUCGCUGCGAUGGCGAACAGGACUGCCACCCAGAUGCAUCGGACGAAGAUGACUGUCCAUUUCGUUCUUCAGGGCAACGGAUCAAGAUGAUUCUUAAGAAAAGAGAGCAAUUAAUUUAUGUCAACUCGACUCUCACGAUCAGUUGCAUUUAUGCUUUUGAAGAUUCAUAUCAAAAAAAAAAUUCCGAUAUUGUGUGGGACUUUCCAAAUGAUCUAAAAAAUGCUGAGGUGAUGGAUGUAGUUCGUCGUCUUAACAAGAAAUUUAUCAGAAACGAGACUCAUAUGGUAUCGACGGUUACUCUGUUGAAUACGAGAACCAAAGACACCGGCUACUUUGAGUGCAAGGGUACUCCCAAUUGCUACCUCCAAACGGCGUCAAUCAAGAAAUACGUCUACAUUUAUGAUGGCAUAGAGUUAAUCAGUGUCGAAAAUUUCCUGGAUAUUCCGCACGGCCAAAUUCAUUAUAUAAUUUCGUGUAGGCCAACUCAUCCCGACGUCAAAGUGUCGUUGGUUCACACGCAUCAGUACACUGCACAAGGAGAAAACUUGUUGAAACUUAAGGAUAAUCUUUUAGAAGAUCCAGAUUCGAAUUGGUCAUUCGACCAGAAAAUCGGGCUGAAACUUAAGAAAGCCAAAAUCAAUGAUUCCGGCCGUUAUGAGUGUGCUGGAUUGUUGAACGGAAAGAAGCAAUUCUCUUAUAUAAACAUAACAGUUAUUGGAAUGGAACUAUCAAAAGUUAAUAGUACGGAUGAACCAACGAUAGGAAGUAAUGUUACAUUAAUUUGUCGUACCUUUUAUACAUCCAGCAUCUCUAAGCGCCCGGUAUGGACCUACUGGAUCAUCACUAACGAAUCGAUGCAACUUAUCGAUGAAACUAACCCGCCUAGAGGUAUCCUGAUUAAGACAGAUCGCUUUAGUUACAGAGACGAAUUACUUUACGAAAGCCGAUUAGUCUUAAUCGAUGUAGCACCAAAUGCUUAUAGUUUUCAAUGCCGAGCAACUGAGACGCGUAGCAUUUCUUUUCGCGUUGGAGGUCUAGAAAAAGACACGAGCGUCAUUGCUCUUGCUGUGGCCCUUGUAGUUUUCACUAUAUUCGGAAUUGCUGUCGGUGUCAAAUUUUACACGUACAGGAGAGGAAAUGGGUUUGCUCACGCCUUUGACAGCGUACUGAAUGGGAAUGUGAAUCAACUUAACACUGAAUUAUCGAUCGAGAAUCAAGUUGAUUUUCUCCCCUAUGACAAACAAUGGGAAUUUCCCAGGCAUCGACUAAAAUUGGGAAUAGAGCUGGGAACGGGCUGCUUUGGCCGAAUUUUUAAAGCCAAAGCUAUAGGGAUUAAAGACUGUGAUGGAAGUGUGAAAACGGUGGCCGUUAAAAUGAUCAGAUCAAAGACGAACGCCACCGCUAUGGAAGAUCUCAUAAGCGAAUUGAAAAUUCUUGCCUAUUUGGGAUGUCAUCUUAACAUCGUUAAUUUACUAGGAGCCUGUACAAAGCAAAUUAACAAAGGUGAUUUAUUGGUAAUCCUUGAAUACUGCCGAUUUGGCAAUUUACAAACUUACCUCAUCAAACAUAGAAACUACUUUGUCAAUCAACUGGACGAAUUUGGUAAUUUAAAAACGAAUGGUGAAGUAGUAAAUCACAAUACCGUCAGUGCAAACCAAGGCAACACCAAAGUGGAUGACAAUCAAGCUCAGUCAAAUGCAAGAAACAUAUCUGUUGAAACCAUCCUGAUGAAUCCAAACACAGAGAUCCCAUCCGCACCCGUUUCCAUCGCGUUAUGUGAACCACAUAAUUCAACAUGGACAUCUGAUUCAGAAGGUUCUAAACCUUUGUGGCAUUUUCAGCAAGAUCCAUCCACCAUUUCAGAUGUAUCUAUUUCAACACGAGAUUUAAUCUCAUGGUCUUUCCAAAUAGCUCGAGGAAUGGACUACUUGGUUAGUAAAAAGGUUCUCCAUGGUGAUCUUGCUGCCCGUAACAUUCUGCUCGCCGAUUAUGGAGUUGUCAAAGUGGCCGAUUUUGGCAUGUCUAAAAACUUGUACUAUAAAGAAAACUAUAAGAAAAAAGGACGGGGGCUGUUGCCAGUCAAAUGGAUGGCCAUUGAAUCUCUGACUGAUCGCAUCUUUUCCAGCCAAUCUGAUGUCUGGUCAUACGGCAUUCUUCUUUGGGAAAUCUUUUCUCUUGGCAAGGUUCCAUAUCCAGGUAUGGACGUUGCUCACGUACUUGUUAAGGAAAUUCUCAAAGGAUAUCGCAUGGACAAGCCAGAUUUUGCGCCCAUAUUCAUUGCCAAUGUAAUGGCCAGCUGUUGGAACAAGGAUCCAAAAGGAAGACCAACAUUUGGGCAAAUGGAAGAAAUUAUUUGCGGUCAUAUGGAAUCGGUCGUCAGCUCUAGGUACCUUAAUAUGAAUGAUCCAUACGUUAAACUUAAUGAAGAGAAGAACAACACAACUCCCAAUGACCUUUAUGGUUUGGCGAAGUUGUUGCAAGAUAAAAUCCCUUCACAAUCAACGAAAAAUGCUAAACGAUAUUCGGCAUCCCCUACACGAUUGUCUUCAAAUGAAAACGUCGAAUAAGUUCGUUAUAACAAAUUUUCUCCCUCAAAGGAAAGUUUGCCUUUAACAUCUUAAAAAAUGUAAACCCGUCAAAUUAUUAAGACAAGACAAUAAUCUCCCUCGAUCAACUUUAAAAAAAGGCGUACGCAUACCGUUAAUUUAUCUCGAGUAGACAACAGAGCAUUUGUUACUACGUAAACCAGAGAGGAGUGCGGGAUGUCCAAUCAAGGUUUGAAAGACGAAGGUUUAUCAGCAGGUGAAAGAUCGAGUGAAGACGCAUGGAAGAUGCCACUUUGUCUUGAAACGAGUCUAGCACGAACGUCACCUGCAGUCCAACAAAUUCUGUGUUGCUGUUCAUUUCACUCUUUUCUUUAGUAGGUGUACUAAUGGGGUUAGGGCAAGGCGGAAAGGACGCGAUGAAAAGGCUCUUCUGUCGACCAGCUAAGUAAGUGCCAAUGUGUGCUAGCUAGCACAACGCAUAUACCUGACAGCUAUUUUUUAGUGAUGUAUGGGCGCAAAAAUGAGGAAGGAACUCAGCAACAAUCUAACAAUAGACAAGGACAGCAAAGGGAAUGGGCAAUGUAAAUUUGAAUCAUAAUCUGGGGCAAUCCUUGAUGUAAUGCCCCUUAUCGGAACACUGAAGAGUAAAGGUGGACUGUUGUUCCGUAGCCGCCGAUUGUUCCAGAAGAGGCCUCAGAAGACGAAAGCCUUGUAGGAAGAACCGCAGUGUCUGUCUAUGUUGUUAAUUAAAUAUAUAAGCUAAAAUUAUUUAAAAUUAAUUAUGCGAAAAAAACUUACUCUUUGGCCAACUUUGCCAGUGGCUAGUGGCGUUGAAUCCAUGUCCGGCGGACCUGGUUCUUUGGCUGACGGACCUGGUUCCUCGGCUGACGGACUUGGUUCCUCGGCUGACGGACCUUGGUUCCUCGGUUGACAGACCAGAUUCCUCGGCCGGCGGACCUGGUUCCUCGGUUGACAGACCAGAUUCCUCGGCCGGCGGCCCAGCACAUUCGACCGGAUCAGCGACGUCCGAGAGUGAAACUUCGCUGGACAGCAAAGCGUCACAAUAAAGCGAGGCAUCACCGUCCGGCUCCACUUCACUCUGGCUGCUUUUUCUCUCGGCCUCGUUGACUGCUGCAGCCCUGGAACAUAGAGAUAAGUUGAAUUUAGUUGAAUUACUCAUAAAUAAAUUUAAAAAUUCAUACCGUUUGUUACGCAGAUAUUCUUUAACAAGGGACUUGCAAUUUGAACAGUUAGCCCAAUCGGUCCACUCCGGAUCGGCAUACUCAACGUACUUUAACAAGUACUGGACUUUUGUGCGUCUGUUGUCCAACAGCACCACCCUAAAAAGUAAAAACGACAAAGGAAACUUCACAGCAUCCUUCCUUUCUGGACCUCCUCCUUUAUCAAAAAAAAAAAACUACAAAUUAGACUGUAGGACCGUAGGAUGCUGAAAAUUGGCCAUUUCUUUCUUUUUUAUUUAUUUAUUUUUUUUCACAAUUUUUUUUUAUUUCAUUAAGUUUUCUGUAUUAUUCAAUCUGUAACUCGAAAAAAAAUGUAACAAAAUAAUAUUUAGAUGCAGUUUGUCACUGACUCUGAUUUCGUUUCGAGAAGGAAUAAAUUUGGCAUCACUGUUGGCGUGUUACAUGUAGAGACAGAAGAAAAGAAGAUGGUUGUGGCGAUUCUUUGUUUAUACAUCUCUUUACUUCUGUACCUACCCGUAUUGCUUUUAUUACGUACACAAGGCAUACAGUGUGAAUUAUCAAGUCGACAAGUGCUAGAGUUUUCGGUCUCUGUCGCGUGGUUGUAACUUGUCACACACACAACAGUCGUAUGUUUUUCAGCUGCUGCCUUAAUUGUGAAAUAAACUAGUGGACCACGUGAAUGGAUUGGUGCUGAACAAUCUGUAGACUAGCUUAAUGAUCAUUCAAUCAGUGCAUCGCGUACUUUCUUCUUAGUUAAUGAGAAAGAAAGAAAACAGAAUGAUCAGUUGGUUGCCAUUUCGUGGUAUUCAUGGCGGGAGUGCAAAAGCCAUGAACUAAUCGCCUGUUGUAAACCAAAGGUCUAUCGAUGGUUGUGCUGUCUUUAAAUAAACCCAAAAUUCUCUAUUCCA
Molecule: messenger RNA, 6322 nt
Organism: Daphnia magna
Lineage: Eukaryota; Metazoa; Arthropoda; Branchiopoda; Diplostraca; Daphniidae
Product: mast/stem cell growth factor receptor kita
Exons: 22
Coding region: 1753-4233 (826 amino acids)
Biological process (GO): positive regulation of kinase activity; protein phosphorylation; cell surface receptor protein tyrosine kinase signaling pathway
Cellular component (GO): signaling receptor complex
Molecular function (GO): ATP binding; transmembrane receptor protein tyrosine kinase activity
Source: RefSeq, a predicted model, not a curated record